Messenger RNA from Candida tropicalis MYA-3404, 963 nucleotides. RefSeq names its product ribose phosphate diphosphokinase subunit (gene PRS1). Bases 1 to 963 code for a protein of 320 amino acids. The transcript has a single exon. Gene Ontology annotation, cellular component: ribose phosphate diphosphokinase complex; cytoplasm. Gene Ontology annotation, molecular function: ribose phosphate diphosphokinase activity; magnesium ion binding. Gene Ontology annotation, biological process: 5-phosphoribose 1-diphosphate biosynthetic process; ribonucleoside monophosphate biosynthetic process; regulation of cell size. Lineage: Eukaryota; Fungi; Ascomycota; Pichiomycetes; Serinales; Debaryomycetaceae. The record is from RefSeq and is a predicted model, not a curated record.
AUGUCUACAAAUUCAAUUAAAUUAUUAGCAAGUGAUGUUCACAGAGGAUUAGCUGAACUUGUUGCUAAGAGAUUAGGUUUGCGUAUUACUCCUAGUGAAUUAAAAAGAGACUCCACUGGUGAAGUCCAAUAUUCUAUUGGUGAAUCAGUUCGUGAUGAAGAUAUUUUUAUUAUUUGUCAAAUUGGUUCUGGUCUGGUUAAUGAUCGUGUUAUAGAAUUAAUGAUUAUGAUAAAUGCUUGUAAAACUGCAAGUGCGAGAAGAAUCACUGUUAUCUUACCAAAUUUCCCAUACGCUAGACAAGAUAGAAAAGAUAAAUCUAGAGCUCCAAUUACUGCUAAAUUGAUGGCUGAUAUGUUGACCACUGCUGGUUGUGAUCAUGUUAUUACCAUGGAUUUACAUGCUUCUCAAAUCCAAGGUUUCUUUGAUAUCCCAGUAGAUAACUUGUAUGCUGAGCCAAGUGUUGUCAGAUAUAUUAAAGAAAGUAUUCCAUAUGAACAUGCCAUGAUUAUAUCACCAGAUGCCGGUGGUGCCAAGAGAGCUGCUGGAUUGGCUGAUAGACUUGAUUUAAAUUUUGCCUUGAUUCAUAAAGAAAGAGCUAGAGCUAAUGAAGUUUCUCGAAUGGUUUUGGUUGGGGAUGUAACUGACAAAAUCUGUGUUAUCGUUGACGAUAUGGCUGAUACUUGUGGUACUUUAGCUAAAGCUGCUGAAGUUUUAUUGGAUAACAAUGCAAAAGAAGUUAUUGCUAUUGUUACUCAUGGUAUUUUAUCAGGAAAUGCUAUCAAGAAUAUUAACAAUUCUAAAUUGAAAAAAGUUGUUUGUACUAACACUGUUCCAUUUGAAGAAAAAUUGAAGCUUUGUCCUAAAUUAGACACCAUUGAUGUUUCAGCUGUGUUAGCUGAAGCUAUUAGAAGAUUACAUAACGGUGAGAGUAUUUCAUAUUUGUUUAAGAAUGCUCCAUUGUAG